This is a messenger RNA of Sclerotinia borealis F-4128, 531 nucleotides long. The record is from the annotation of a GenBank genome assembly. Lineage: Eukaryota; Fungi; Ascomycota; Leotiomycetes; Helotiales; Sclerotiniaceae.
AUGUGCGAACCUCAAUUCCUUACGUAUCUUAAUACUCCACCAAUAUCGAAACCAAGAUCUGCCGGUAUUCCAGACCCUCCAGGAUAUACAGCCUCCUCAUCGUCAAGUCGAAAACAAACUACCAAAGCUCCACGACAAGCUCCCACUCCCGCCGAAAUGGACACACUCAAGGUCAAGAAGGCUUGGGAAGUGGCUCUUGCCCCUGUCAAACAACUUCCAAUGACCGCGAUUAUGAUGUAUAUGUCGGGAAACUCUCUUCAGAUAUUUUCCAUUAUGAUGGUGGUUAUGGCGUUCAAAAAUCCUUUGAUGGGACUUAUGGCCACGAAUCAAGCAUUUGAACGUUUCGAGAGUGAAGGAACGAGAGGGCAACUGGGCCUAGUUAAAUUGGCGUAUGUUGCGUGUCAAGUGUUAGCUUUGGGGUUGGGAAUAUGGAAGGUCAAUGGGAUGGGAUUGUUACCGACUACAAGAUCGGAUUGGUUAGCAUGGGAAACAGCAAGAGACCCUCUCGAGCGAGCCAUCCCAUCGUUCUGA